UGCCUCCGUUUGUUGACGAAAGCUGCGUCGCGUGUUGAGCUACUUGCGUGAUUUUUCCUGACAGAAUCGUGUUGUCACAUCUUCUGAAGAAUCAAAAAGAUGUCAAGAAGCCGCUACGUUGUAAAGUCGAGUUACACUUUGAACUUUUGUUUCUUGGAUUCUGUAUCUUAGCAACCUUUUGCUACUCAAAUGUGCUGUUACAGUUUUUGCGAUUAGUAAUUAACUGUAUGUCGCACACCUAUCAUAACUAUUUAAGUGACACAAAUCGGUCAUGCCCAUUAUUUCUUGUAUUCCUUUUUCAGCUUUCCUCUAAAAGAAAGUUAACAUCUAUGGCAUGUGUCCUUGCUGGAUCGGCAACUGUAUUUCUCGGCAUUGGAUCAUUUUCUGGAAAUGAAGUCUUCUACAAGAAUAUUUUAAUGCCAGGAAUGCAGCUCAUUACAACCCCAGAACAGGCUCAUAGACUUGCCGUUAAUAUAUUAAAGUGGAAUUUAGUUCCAAGACAGAGAGGCACAGAUCCUGAUGUCCUGAAAACCAAUGUUUACGGCCUCAGCUUUAACAACCCCGUCGGAGUAGCAGCAGGGUUUGACAAAGAUGGUGAAUGUGUCCAUGGACUGUUCCGCUGUGGCUUUGGCUUUGUCGAAGUUGGUUCUGUGACUCCACUACCACAACCUGGAAACCCCAAGCCCAGAGUUUUUCGGCUAAGAGAGGAUCAUGCCGUCAUUAACAGGUAUGGAUUCAAUAGCAGUGGUCAUGAAGGAGUGCUUGCAUCACUCUGUGCAACCAGGAGCAGAUCAGGCCCUCUGGGCGUCAAUUUGGGCAAGAACAAGGAAAGUGAAGAUGCGGCUCAAGAUUAUGUGCAAGGCCUUAAAAAAUUUGGUGAAGUUGCAGACUACGUUGUUGUAAAUAUUUCUAGCCCAAACACUCCAGGGUUGCGUGGCUUACAAAGGCAGAAGGAUUUACGAGACCUCCUGCAAAAAGUUUUAGAACAGCGAGACCAGCUGGCUAAGCGACUGCCAGUGCUCGUGAAAAUUGCUCCAGAUCUCACGGAUGAAGAAAAAAACGAUAUUGCAGUUGUUGUUACGAGUGCAAAGUGCAAGGUUGAUGGUCUCAUUGUAUCCAACACAACAGUUUCAAGACCAGAAAACCUCAAGAGCAAACACAAAAGUGAAACAGGAGGCCUGAGUGGGUUACCCCUGAAGUCCUUGUCAACCAGUAUGAUAUCAGAUAUGUAUAGACUUACCAAAGGACACGUGCCUAUCAUAGGUGUGGGAGGCAUAUCAUGUGGCCAGGAUGCUUAUGAGAAAAUCAGAGCUGGUGCAUCCUUGGUACAGCUGUAUACGGCCUUGGUCUAUGAAGGUCCUCCGCUGAUUAGAAAAGUGAAGAUGGAACUAGCUGACCUGCUUGUGAAGGAUGGAUUCAAAACGCUUAGUGAUGCUGUAGGAGCUGACCACAGGAAGUAAUGUUGAAAUGUUACAUAUCAAGAGACAACAGAGGUUGGAGAGGUAUCAGCACAAGGAUUUCUACCAAUGGUGAUAACAGAGAUUUUGCUGUCGAACUCACAAUUCAUGUUUCCCAGAAACUUCUAGCAUGAGUAAAAAAUUCCAUAGUUUUGUUCUCCA
Messenger RNA from Ornithodoros turicata, 1619 nucleotides. It is a transcript of the gene Dhod, whose product is annotated as dihydroorotate dehydrogenase (quinone), mitochondrial-like. The record is from RefSeq and is a predicted model, not a curated record. NCBI's taxonomy places the organism in Eukaryota, Metazoa, Arthropoda, Arachnida, Ixodida, Argasidae. The coding region runs from base 228 to 1460 and encodes 410 amino acids. Gene Ontology annotation, cellular component: mitochondrial inner membrane; cytoplasm. Gene Ontology annotation, biological process: pyrimidine ribonucleotide biosynthetic process; 'de novo' pyrimidine nucleobase biosynthetic process. The transcript has 7 exons. Gene Ontology annotation, molecular function: dihydroorotate dehydrogenase activity.